AUGAACGCUGACAAGCUAGCCAAGAUGCAAGCCCAAGUCCGUAUUGGCGGAAAGGGAUCACCACGUCGUAAGAUGAAGAAAGUUCACAAGAGCGCUACAAAUGAUGAUAAGAAACUCAAAUCUGCUCUUAAUAAGCUCAAACCUCAUCCGAUCCAGUCAAUUGACGAGGUGAAUAUGGUUAGGGAAGAUGGAAGCGUACUUCAUUUCCGUUCGCCGAAAGUUCAAGCAGCCGUUCAAUACAAUACGUUUGUGAUCGAAGGUCCGGCCGAGGAAAAGAGCGCAGAAUCAAACCUUGAAAUGCUUCAAAAGCUUAACGCAAGCCUGUCCCAAGCAUCACAAAAUGUGGCUACCGAGGCUGAUGACGAAGAAAUUCCUGCAUUAGUAGAAGAUUUUGAAGCCGAGACGGAGAAGGCGACCGAUGAACAGUAG
Messenger RNA from Paraglomus brasilianum, 429 nucleotides. The record is from the annotation of a GenBank genome assembly. NCBI's taxonomy places the organism in Eukaryota, Fungi, Glomeromycota, Glomeromycetes, Paraglomerales, Paraglomeraceae.